Messenger RNA from Monosiga brevicollis MX1, 3711 nucleotides. RefSeq lists its product as uncharacterized. NCBI's taxonomy places the organism in Eukaryota, Choanoflagellata, Craspedida, Salpingoecidae. The record is from RefSeq and is a predicted model, not a curated record. The transcript is spliced from 23 exons. The coding region runs from base 1 to 3711 and encodes 1236 amino acids. Gene Ontology annotation, molecular function: nucleotide binding.
AUGUUAUCUAUCUCGCCGGCGGAGACCGUGCCCCGGCUGCUGCCUGCAUGUGCCGUGACCCACGCGAGCAGACGCACCCCGCGUCAGGCCUGCGAAACAGCGGGCUUCUUAUACCCACAGCUUGCCGUGGCUGAAGUCAGCCUCUCCAAGGGAGAUGUAUUUGCAGCCGCCACAGAGAUGCAAGAAAGCCCAGCAGUUGGACACCCGUUCAAGCGCGUUCCAUUUCGAGUGUUGGAAACACCCUUGGGUGCUCAGCUGCGCGAGGCCAAGCGUCUCUUGGACAGCCGCUCCAAUAGCUGGCUGCAGAUAUCUCGCUUAACCACCAGCAUUCUGCUCCAGCGGGCAUGCAUUUGCAUUUUUGUCGUCACGCUCAUCGCCAGCCUGCUGCACGUUUUGCUCACCCCCGACGACAUUGGCACCUGGACAGAGCAGUUUUUCGUGAUCCCCAUCAUGAUUCUGCUACCUCUGCUGCCGUUGUCCUGGCCAUAUAUCUGGAUUUUUUCCAACCACUUUGUGGUCGCGCGAACCCUGGCCAUGUUCCUGGGAGGAAAUGUGCAGGAAACCAAAGACGAUGAUUCAAGCCUUGACUCCUGGGAGGAGGAGGACGCUGACACCGACAGCAGCGACACGGUUAUUUUCACACCCAGCUCUCUGGUGUGGUCCACCCUCUGGCGCAUCAUGAAGGGGGACUAUCUGCAAGGACUUGUCCGACACACGAAUCUCGUCUUUGUUCUGGGCACGCUCUCAACCCUCACAUUUCUGGACAAGGAAGGCGUGCUAGCAGACCCUGCACCGCAGCCAGAUCGCGUCAUGUUUUUUGAUAGCAAUGAAGACGAAGAUGCCCCUCUAGCCGAAGCAACGGUGGCUACAGAGCUCAAGCUAACGCGCCCGGAGUCCACCUCCUUUGGCAGCCCAGUGACAUUCGAAGAUAGUGAUGCGCGGACAAUGCACUCGGAUAGCCUGCGACCCAUCGGCUUGAAUGUGCUUCUCAAUACGCACUGCAUGCACAGCGAUCAUGGGGCUGAUUUUAUGGACCACCUUGCAGCCAUUGACGUGCGUGAACGUGGUGCGCCAAGCUGUGAUCACCUUCCCUCGGCGCGAUGCCGGAGUUACACACAGCGCCAAGUGUGCAUGUGUCCGCUUGCCGCGGCCAUUGGCUUUACCUCCGAAGCCGUCGAUCGCUUUCGCAUUUAUCAGCGCCUGGUCACCGUUGCACCCUAUCAUGACAUGGCGAUUGCUCAAGCUGCCGCUGCCAAAGAGCGCAAGGCCUCCUUUGUCGCACCUGAAAAUGGCGUGCCAGACUUUAUGGCCUCGCGUGUGACGCAGACUUACGACGAGACGGCCAAUGCACGGCGCCAUCGUCUUUUGCUCUCACUCGCGGCCCUUCCACACAUGAUUGCCACGGUGGUGGAGGAGGACAAGGGCAAGACGAUGCAAAUGCUCUCUUCCGGCACCUGCGAGAUGGUUCUCGACCACUGCACAGGUGCCUGGGACGGGAUGAAUGUGGUGCCUCUGGAUGAGAAGCUGCGAAGCCGCAUCCUUGACUUUCAGGCGGCGCACGCCGAUGGCAUGUCCUGUUAUGCCCUCGCUUACCGUCCCAUGCGCAAAAUCAGUACCGCACCACUCAAGACCACCUACGCUGAAAUCGGCGCCGACUCUGCAGCCGCCAUCCCCCUUGCGGCUCGUUUAAGCGAGAUGGCAGCGGCAGUACCCAAAGCCUUUCGUCCCACGGAUGCGGCACCUAUUCAUGAGCACCCCCGCCUGGCACCACACAAGGAAAAUUCUCGAAACCGCCUGCUGGAAAAGUUUACUCGAAUGGCCAAGAAGCACGCAGCCAACCGUCCGCCCAGCGAUUCACCACGCAAGCGCCGCCCAAAGCGCAAGCACCAACACACGGCGAGCCUGGAGGACCUACCGCGGGCUACUUCAGCUGCCGUUGACGAACUCAGCGAUGUCGCUGGCACGCACAAGAGCCGGUCCCCGCGUACACGACGCUUUGACAGCAGCGCAACCGACGACGGAGACUUACGGGAUGGUGAGGAUGAACGGGACGAGCGCCGUCGAGAUCCAGCUGACAACCGCAGCAACAGCCAUGAUCAACACGCCCCACACGGCCAAGACGACCAUACUCACGCUUCGGAUCAUGACUCAGAUCGAGACUCACAGCACGAGGAAAGUCACGAUGACUUUGCUCGCCAGCCUCGAUAUCAUAGCGCCAGCAUCAGUCGCAGUAUCGAUGAUGGCUUGCGCUCCGUGAAAAGGGCCCGUAGCCAUUCACACGAGCUGUACAAGCCACCCUCGGGCGAGAUGCGCACAUUCCUUCGUCGUUCUGAGACCGACGGUGAUUUCACGCGCCCAAACAGUGCUGAGCAUACCCGUCGUCGCAGUACCAGUUCACUCGAUUACCCGCACGCGCGUCGAUCAUUGGAGCACCUCGGGGAGAGUGCGCCCCAUGACUUUGCCCCGGCCAACGUGUCGGAUCAUGACACCCAGCAAGCUUCAGAUGAUCACGAGGAAGAUGGCGUUGCAACCGCACCUAUAAGUCCCGUGUCCGACUCUCCGCUUCACGAAUCCAAAGAUAUGGAUGAUGUCGACUUUAGCGUCCACCCUUCGCGUUUGCUGGCAGACACCAACCGGGUGAAUGACAACCAGACCACAGCGGCUAACUUGGGUCUCCCAUUCCGCAGCACUCGUGCCGCGUCCACCAGCUCGACCCCUUCCAAUUGGCAACGAUCGCUCGAAAACAUACAACGCGACCAGAUUCUCUUGGGCGCCAUUGGUGUUCGGCAUCGUGCGUCUGAGGACGUGACCGAGCUUAUCAAGGACCUCAACGAUGCAGGCAUCCGGUUUGUGUACUUCUCCGCAGAGAACGAAUUGCAAAGCAAGGCACUAGCUGAGGACAUGGGACUCGAGACGGGGUGGAACUGUUUCAUCUCGCUGAGCGACGACGGUCAGGGAGGUGAUGCCUAUGUCAUCAACCACGCCAACCUGCCACGUGGUAUCCAAGCUGUGCGACCACAUCUUUCGGACGUGGAUAAUGUGCCUUUGCUGGUUCCUCUGUUUUCGGAAGCCUCACCCAGCGCUACCCAAGAAAUGAUUGCCAUCAUGCAGGAAAAUGACCGGGUGGUCUUCCUGAUGGCCAUCGUGCUGCCUUGCAUGGCCAUAUCCAUGCUCUUCACGCGUGGUGAACGAGCCAUUAUGAAGGUGCACACUAGUCGGGCCAAGGACCGCAUUACCAGCGUUCAAUACCUACUUGGUGCCUUUGGUAUCCGGUGCUUGACGACCGGCUUCGUGUGUGUUAUCACGUUUGCCUUGAUGCUUUUCGAGCUGUGCGCGAAACGUGAUGGCACAUGUCAUUCAUUGCUGGGUGAUCGCGAAUUUCCACGGGCGCACACCUGGAAUGGCCGUGCCACCGAAGAGCUUGAGGAACUGGUGUUUGCGCAAAACACUGUGGCUUGGCUUUUCACCUUUUACACCUGCAUCAGUUCCAUGAGCUACUUGCAUCGGACGCGCGGAGUCCAUCGCUUUAAUCCUCUGCGCAACAAGAUCUGGGUGGUGCUGACUGCCUUGGCAUUGGCCUUGCAAACGUUGUACUUUUUUGUGGCGCUCUCCGUGGUGCGCGGCCGCUCUGGACCGAGCGUCUACCUCAGCGAUGUACGUUUGCCCCUGUCGUCUUCUUGGGUGGCACCUUUUCGCCUUUGGCCUAUGUGA